CAAUCUGAUUUGGAUCGAGUAGUUUUUUUAGAUGCAAUGAAUUUUAUUUUUUGCUGAAUGGCGCAGGAAUUUGCACUCACACCCCGUCAAUGGUAUGACCUGUGGAGCCUGGCCCAGGAGAGAUACUGGGAGGGGGAGGAGAACUACUUGGAGAAGAAGAACAGAAUCACCAAGAGGCUCAUUGCAGCCCAGGACGAGAAGUCCAAACAGGCCAGAGAGAGGGCCCAACAGCUGGAACAGAAGAGACGUGACCGACUGAAGAGCAAGAAGCAGAAGAUAGAUGACCAUUACAGAGAGUACAUCAGAAAUGUCCUGGCUCAAGAGCGUCUGGACAAGCAGAGGAAGAAAUUGCCGGAGAUCAAAGAGCACAAAGUGGACUUCUAUCCGGAAGUGCAUCCGAGCGACUACCACUUUCUCACUGCCGCUCAGGGAAUAAUGAAUGGAGACAACUACUCACAGUUCUACUCGUCGGGCAUGCCACAUGUCAAGUACUCUGUCGGCGACUUCAGCGAAGGGUUAACUGAAGGCGAGCAUGACAGUAGUGGAUCGCCGGCGAAGAGAGAGACGAGGACUCCGGAGUUGCGGGACACUGAUGUACACCAUGUGCACUAUGACCCGACGAGUGAGGAGCAGCAGUCCAAGUACACCAACAUCAUCACCAACAGAGCACUCCCAGAACACAUCAAGGCCAUUCUCUCCAGGACAUUUGGUCCCUUUCUGGCCAACUACUACAUCAACCCACACGCACCUGCCAUCAGGAUGAAGGACAAGCCCAGAGUGGACUUGAAGAAGGCGGCGGCCGAUCGCAUGGGCGGUCGACAGAUGUGGCGGAAGAUGAGGACAGAGUCCAACAAGGGAGUGGAGAAUCUAGGCAACAGGGUCAUCUCACACGAAACUGCUAAAGCGUUUGAAGCGUACGUGGAAGAAUCCAAAAGAGAAGAGAAGCAACCGCUACAUCUGUUCAAGCCAUACUCUCAACGUCAUCAUAAAAAGCAUGCUGUCACUGCUGUUGAUCCAUCCCUACCAAAUUUGGAAAGAAGUGCUCAAAUGUACGAGACUAAGACUAAAAAUGCGUCCAUGUGCAAACUAAUUUCGGAAGCCAACGAGGAUCGAACUAAGCUGCUGACUCAUAACAACGACGCACACCAGAAGUCACUGGCUGUCAGUUUGGAAGACACUGAGCCGGUUGACUAUAUACCUUACAUUGAGAUACUGCGAGAACUGGACGAGAUUGUGAAGCACUAUGAGGCUCACGCCGAUGAAGAGCCCAUUGAUAGCAAACGAGUGCUGCCAUUGAAGCCGGAUCCACAUGCUGAUGCCAUUGCAAAGAAAUUAGGAGCCUCUAAAUUGAAGUUCCUGACAGAGGCGGAGAGUUCUAAUGUGAAGCCCAAGUUCUCCAAGAGAUUUGCCUACUUGGCAGAGGUCAACCCAGUGAAACACGUGAAGAGAGAGUCCACUCAUGCCACCACUUCUGCCACCAGCACCCUACAAACUGAGGGAGAACUUGCCCCCGAGCGCAUUGAUUUGAGCCGGCUAGCUGGACUUGAUUUGGCAUCUCUCAAAGCCUCCUCUUCAAACCAGAACAACAGAAAUGUCAGUUUCAACUCGAGAGGAUCAAAAAACAGGGAAGUGGAUCGGGAUAACAAAGCACUUUUGGCGUACUUGAAGAGGCAGAAUUUGGGCACUAGCCGGGGGUUUGAAAGUGCCAAUCAGUGGGAUCCUUUGUCACUUACGGCUCUUGAGGAAUACACUCCUAUUGGGAGGGGAGGGGGAGCGAAUCAAGGACCAGGCAGCAAAAUCAAUUACUUGGACUCAUUUCGCAUUCAGGCGUCUCAAAUUGGAGCCCCUCGUAGCUAG
Symsagittifera roscoffensis is the source of this 1857-nucleotide messenger RNA. RefSeq lists its product as uncharacterized. The record is from RefSeq and is a predicted model, not a curated record. The transcript is spliced from 12 exons. NCBI's taxonomy places the organism in Eukaryota, Metazoa, Xenacoelomorpha, Acoela, Convolutidae. The coding region runs from base 58 to 1857 and encodes 599 amino acids.